This is a messenger RNA of Colletotrichum gloeosporioides, 906 nucleotides long. RefSeq lists its product as uncharacterized. The record is from RefSeq and is a predicted model, not a curated record. The coding region runs from base 1 to 906 and encodes 301 amino acids. The transcript is spliced from 5 exons. Lineage: Eukaryota; Fungi; Ascomycota; Sordariomycetes; Glomerellales; Glomerellaceae.
AUGUCUACCACCCAAAGGCUCAGAGUUGCCGUUCUUGGUCCUAAGGGGCAAUGCGGCUCCUGCGUCGUCGACGAGCUCCUGUCUCGCGGUCACUCCGUUGGAGGCCUCUCACGCAACCCGCCUCGCGAGUGGCAGACACCAGGCGACUACAAGGCGGAGUCUGUCGACUUCAACUCCAUCAACGAUCUCUCGGCGGCCCUGUCGCGCGGUUACGACGCCAUUGUGUGCGCGUAUGGACCGCCCCUGGGGAACUUGCGGGCGAUCUACUACGAGUGUGUAGAGACGCAUGCGAGAAUCAAGUCUGGUCUACUCCGAUCGAAUCAUCGAGGUUCUUUCAUUGUUAUUGGCGGUGCCGGCUCUUUGCACCACAAGGAUGGCUCGUCUUUUGCAGAUGAACCCGAAUUCCCUUAUGGUGCUUGGUAUAAAUGGUCAGACCAGCAUCUCGGAUACAUGAUUUCUAGGGCGUCAGACCACGGCAGCACAACACUAGCUGUGUUCUCCCGGAUCUUCAGAUGGGCGCGCAACAAUGUAGAGCAUCCUGGAUGGUUCUCCUGGAUUCUCCGCCCGUUUGCGCGCUUGUUUCUUUCGCGCGCACGUAAGUUCAUGACGUCUCAUGACGCCAAGGGCCUGAUCACUGGAUCGCGUGUCGCUUUACACUUGUGGGAAGGCGUGACUGAGAAGUCUUGGUCAUUUCUAUCGCCUCCGUGGUUGCUGAGAGACAAAGGGAUCCGUACUGGGAAGUACGAAGUGUAUGUGGACGAGCUUGACAGCCCGGGUUAUCAAGCCAUCUACGGCGGCAUUUAUAACAAGGACAUGGCCGUAGCCAUCGUGGACGAGGUCGAGAAUAACAAGUUGGCGUACAAGCAUUGGUCUUGCGUCGGACCCAUCGGUCUAGGGAAAUGGUAG